Drosophila hydei is the source of this 2742-nucleotide messenger RNA. RefSeq names its product protein bir1 (gene HP5). Bases 528 to 2543 code for a protein of 671 amino acids. The transcript has 5 exons. Lineage: Eukaryota; Metazoa; Arthropoda; Insecta; Diptera; Drosophilidae. The record is from RefSeq and is a predicted model, not a curated record.
CAGUCUAUAUUUUCACUUCGACGUGAAAUGUAAAUUAUUUUGUUUCUCAGAAUUAUCAGAAUUAAAAAUUUUCUCAGAACUAAUGUGUUAACAACCGCUGUUGUGCCAAGUAUUAUCGAAUCUCUUUCGAUACAAAUCGUUGCACCGAUAUAUCGAUGGUUGAUUAUACAGCACUACAAAACGGCGUCGAUGUACCUUUGCCAUAGAGUCGGAUUCCGCGUUUAUUUCUUUUUGCCACUCAAUUUUUGUUAAAGAAAAUUGUUGCUGCCUCGGUAAGUGAAUUAAAAAGUUGCAUAUAUAGACGACGACUGCAGUGUAUGGGCUAGAUCGAGGCAUUACUUUGUGUUCUUUUUUCCUGCUUUGCGUGUGGUUUUCGCGCUUCGUUUCGUUUUGGGCCAAAUAUUUGAGGCGGGUCAGGCAAAACUGUGGAUGUGCUUGUGUCCCUGCUGGUGCUCGUGGUUGUGGGCUCUGACAGAUAGCUAAGAAGCGACAAUUAGUUACAUUCAACACACAUUCACAUACUCAAAAUGGAUCUGUUCGACAUGGUCCGAGCUGCACCACCACCACCAACAGUACGAAAGGAUUCAGCUGAUGACGAUGCCAAGGAAAAACGUACAACUCCAUCGUCAUCACCGUUGCCUGUAUCUCCAGUUUUCAAUUUGGAAGAUUCUGACAGUGACUUGAUUCAACUUUCGCCGGAACGAGAAGUCGCGUCAACACCAAGGCCCGCAUCACCUAUCCAUAUAGAAGAUGACGAAAAUACAAAAGCGGAUGACAUUGAGCUUAUUGAAGACACUAAGUCACAAGAACCUGUGCGUACAUCUCCCAAAAAGACCGACGGCGACGCCAAAAUCGUCGUUGACGAUGACGAUGACGAUGACUGUAUCAUGAAGGAUGUUGAGGAAGAUGACGAAGAUCAGCUACUUAUGCAGCCGCCCAAAACGAAGGCUGAACAAAAAAUGUUUAUGGAUGUGAAAUCGGCCUCAAAAGAGCAGCAAACUACUAACUCUGCAGACAUCAGACGAUGCAUGGUGCGCAUCAAGCGCUUGAAACAGUCAGAGAUUGAACGUUACACAACUGGCAAAGGCUUAAAAUGCAAAAGGCCACGCAAGCGACGACAAAGCAGCUCAGAUUCCUCAGCUCAAGAAGAUUUGCCAUUGGCCGUCAAGAAGCUAAAAUCGAGCAAUAAAAAGGUGCACGUUAAGGUGCCCUUUCUACAGAACGGCUCCAAGAAACGAUCUUCGCUCAAUAUAUCACGCGCUCAGACGCCGCCGCCGACUUUGAAAAAAUCACCCAAGCGAAUCAAACCAUUCAGUGCUAGUAAGACGCUGGUCAAGCAGUAUGGAACUCGCUUCUUUAAUUGCUAUGUCAAGUUGAAGCGUUUGACGGACACUGACAUCAGCACAUCCAAGCGGACAAAGCGCAAAUCCAAAUCGAAGCUGUCCGUGUCAUUUAGUGAGGCUGUCGAAAUACUUGGCAGCAAACCGCGCAAAUCUUCGUCCAUUUCGGGUACGCCCAAGCUGUUGUCCAAGCUGUGCAGCUCGGUGCCAACGCGUUUGCAACGUGUCGACGCCACUGGAAAUGUGCUCGAAGACAUUGAACUGAAUCCGGAUUCGGUCUUUAAAUCUUCUACCAGCUCGGGCAGUCACAAAAAGCGAGGACGUCAGGCCUCUUGUAACGGCGGAAAGCGGACUAGCAGCAAGCUCAAGCGGCCAGCAGUGCACGUUCCAGUCACUGAUUUGGCCAGUCUACGGAUCAAUGACAGUCACGAUGAGGCUGAGGAGGAAGCAAGAAACGAUCCUAAUGAAGAGUAUAUAGACCAAACAUUAUUUCCUAUUAUAGUGCCCAAUGAUAUGCCAGUUUUUCAAACUCUGGAUGUGCGUCGCUCUGGCACUCCGACGCCACAGAAACGGAUAACCGUAACAACAACUGUUAGUGACGAUGAGGAUGUCGAUGAACCAGAGUCAGGAUCGAAGCCGGAAUGUAAAAUUAAGGAAACUGCUGAAACACCUGGUUCAGCCAAAUCUGAAAAAAAUAAACAAAAAAAAGUAGCUGGAGCAGAGGACGAACAAACAGAAGCAAAAGAACAAAAGCCUGUACAAACAGAGCUAGAACAGAAGCUGCCGGCUGAAGAUCCGGAGCAGAACGAUUCAAAAGAAAACUCUCCUCUGCCAACAGCGCUAGCGGAUGAUGACAUAUUAGAGAUUCAAGCGUCUCUUGAGGAUGUGCGAGAGCUGCACACACCACCAUCUAGACAAAUUACGCCGCUGUUGACGCUGCCAUCGUCAACUAAAACCAAUCGUAACCGGCGCUGCGAAUCACUGGAGUCAGAGAGCAGCUUCAAGUCUGCCCAUGAAGCAGAGAUCAGCGGUGUAGCCCAAGCUAGUGCACCACCACCUGUUGCAGACAACACGCUCAAAGGCAGUGACCAGCCUGACAGCGGUGCAUGCAGUACACCGCAACCGCCGUACCCCCUGAUCAUUGAUAUGCCGAAUCUAGAUGAAGAUGAACUCGGUCGGCUCGUAGACUUAGACGCGGCCUGAUGUGGAUCGUCCCAGCUAUGGACAUGCUGAAGGCUAUUCGGAGCAACUUAAGCAACAUGAAAACAUUAUUUAGAAUUUCUGUUACUCUCACACACAGAAUAUAUUUAGUUAAUAACGUUUACUUUUCUUAUAUGACUACCUUUCGGGUAACAUACUCAAAUAUACAGCAACUCUUAUAUAUGUGCAUCACAUACGUUUU